AUGUUACACCACAGGACCAAAGAAGAAGAAGGAGAGGAGGAGGAGGUCACCGGUCGGGCCCUUCCUCCUCCCCCUGUUCCCGUUUCCAUGGAGACCGUGAUGUCCCGACAGAAGCAGGAUCUGGUGUGCAUUGUGUGUUUUGGCAGCUAUGACCUCCUGACACGGUUACCACGGCGACUACACUGUGGCCACGUGUUCUGCCAGGGGUGCCUGAAGAGGCUGGACACCGUGAUCAAUGAACAGGUGUGGAUCCCGUGUCCUCAGUGUCGACAGAACACGCCUCGGCCUCGAGGAGGCGCCGCAGGUCUGGACCUGGACCUGGCCUCCUUUCUGGGGCUGAAGGCCCAGCAGACCUGCCCCUCGUCCUGCUCCUCAUCCUCCUGGAGCUCCGGCGUCCCGGGCGGAGACGUGUCCCGGGGCGGAGACGUGUCCCGGGACGGGACGCCCUGGCUGGGAAAGGAGGCUGCAGAUGAUGCUUGGUCACAUGGAGGUCUCGCCGAGCCCCGAUUCCAUCGCUAUGGCAACUGCUGCCCGCCUCCCUCCUAUUGGCUCUGCUGCCUGUUGUGCUGCCCUGGGCGGGGCUAA
This is a messenger RNA of Salarias fasciatus (jewelled blenny), 585 nucleotides long. RefSeq names its product RING finger protein 224-like. The transcript is spliced from 2 exons. Bases 1 to 585 code for a protein of 194 amino acids. The record is from RefSeq and is a predicted model, not a curated record. Lineage: Eukaryota; Metazoa; Chordata; Actinopteri; Blenniiformes; Blenniidae.